UUUAUAUUGUGACCAUGUCUUCAAUGCCGCAUUUAGAACAGAAAAUGACAGCUGGUGUUUCCGAGUCCCCAUGGGUCGCGUUGAGCCACCCCCUAUCCGACAAGGUGUCAAGGGAAGUCGAUGAAUACUUCCUUGAACACUGGAACUUCCCAGACGAGAACGCUCGACAGAAGUUUGUCGCGGCCGGUUUUUCUCGGAUAGUAUGCCUCUACUUCCCAAAGGCUUUGGACGACCGGCUACACUUCGCCUGUCGUCUGCUUACGCUCCUGUUUCUGGUCGAUGAUAUCUUGGAAUAUAUGUCUCUUGAAGACGGUAAGGCGUACAACGAAAAACUUAUACCUUUAUCUCGAGGCGACACGCAACCAGACAGAACUAUUCCUCUUGAAUAUAUCACCUAUGACAUAUGGCAUAGUAUGCGCGCCCAUGAUGAAGUCAUGGCAAACGAUGUAUUAGAGCCAGCCUUCGCAUUUAUGAGGGCACAAACGGACGAGCGUCGCCUCGAAAGUAUGACACUCGGUAGUUACCUCGAAUAUCGUGAAGGAGAUGUCGGAAAAGCUCUACUCAGUGCUCUGAUGCGCUUCUCGAUGAGUCUUGUAGUGCCUCCUGAAGACCUAGCUCUCGUAACACAAAUCGAACGCAACUGCUCUAAACAUAUAACGAUAAUUAACGACAUCUGGAGCUACGAGAAAGAAGUAGUUGCUGCAAAGAAUUCUCACAAAGAGGGUGGUGUCAUGUGCUCUGGUGUGGCCGUCCUAGCCCAGGAGGCCAGGAUCACGGCUGAUGCUGCGCAGAGGGUUUUGUAUCACCUAGCUCGCGAGUGGGAGUUGUCUCACAAUGUACUUGGGGACGAACUUCUCGCACAGAGAGAUACCCAGGAAUUAAGAGAAUAUGUCAAGGGCCUGGAGUACCAGAUGAGCGGGAAUGAGAUGUGGAGUAAAACUACCGGGAGGUACUCAGUUCACUAGCAGCAGCGUACUAGGGCACUGGAAUUAGGCAAAACAGCCACCUUCUAGAAGUUUAUCAAUGCGAGAGAGUACAAUAUGGCGUAGAAAUCCGAAAG
Molecule: messenger RNA, 1060 nt
Organism: Hypoxylon trugodes
Lineage: Eukaryota; Fungi; Ascomycota; Sordariomycetes; Xylariales; Hypoxylaceae
Product: Aristolochene synthase in complex with 12,13-Difluorofarnesyl diphosphate
Exons: 3
Coding region: 15-965 (316 amino acids)
Source: RefSeq, a predicted model, not a curated record